AUGACAUCCAGAUUUGGUAAAACCUACAGCCGUAAGAGCGGCGAUGGAUCAUCAUCAUCCAAGUUUGACGAGGUCCUGUCCAACAAGAGAGCCACGCUCAGCACCAAAUGGGGCGAGACGACAUACAAGGCCAAGGUGAGCUCCAAGCGCCCGGGCCAGAAGAGUGAGGUGGCAGAGCAGCCCAAGAGGCCCAAACUCUCUGACGAGAGCUCUGAGGACCCCUUUGGCUUUGACAGCGAUGAGGAGUCCAAGACGGUCACCUCUCGCUUCCCACAGGCCAAGGCCUCCCCAGCCAAGCCGGCAGCAGCAGAGCCGCCUCAGGCAGGGAGGCCAGGCUUCUGCCUGGAGUCGAGGAGCAGCCAGCAGAGCAGCCUUGUUCCCAGUAGAACUACCUCUAGCAUGGGGAGUGACCGAAGCCAAUUGAGGGUCACAGAGGACACAGCCAGGUUCUUCAACACCACCACUACAACAGGUAGGAGGAGCCUCAUGUUGCAAAGUAGGACUACUACUAAUCCAUUGUAGAAUCUAAUCUUGGGCCAGAAGACCUUUGCUUCCAGGGGGUGUAAGGUUGAAGUGAUCUAUUGAUUUCCCUCUGUCUUGCAAUGUGGUGGACUCAUUUGUUAAGAUCAAAUGUCGUGUGCCAUGUCAGCCAACUUCAGUUAUAAUUAUUGAAACAGUUAUUUCCUGUAAUUGAUUUCAAGCAAAUUGAUUUUUAAGGUACCACAUAUUUUGAUGGUCCUUAGUGAUCCAAUAUAGUAAUCCAAUAUAGUAAAAGCUGAGUAGGAAAUAAUAAAUUAGGUAUGAUAGUGAGCUUACAAAAGGAAAUGCUAAAUUAUUAAAUUAGGAUGCACUUGCAAUUAGGCGUGUUAAUUUCAGACCAUAUGAUGUCAUCCACCAAUCUGAUUUAGACAGCAGAUUGUUAGCUGACCUUAUGAUUCAGAUGAGUAGUCAUUUCAAUUGAACAGCAAUUUACCACUUUGCAAACAUCGUUGUAAGCUUUUGACUUUGGAAAACUUUGUGUAGCCCAAAUCUUGGAACAGAAAAACAUCUAAUCUGGCAGUGUGUCUUUGGAGCGGGUUUCAACAGGCUGCCAGGAGUGAGUUUAGCUCACCCUCUGGACUAGAAUAAUGGGCACCAACUGUCAGCCUAGCAGGUGGCUCUUGUGGAUUACACCCAAAGCACUCGCUGGGGAGAUGCAAACCCAUCAGAAUUUACAGUCUGCAUUAUGUUGAUGCGCUUCUCUAAUAUGAAACCGGUCCACUUGACGGGUGCAGCCUCGUUUUAGGAGGCCAUCUCCUCUAUGGCAGGUGGUUCUGAUUGUAUUCCGCAUUGCUAAGCAGACACGCUGAAUGUUAUUUACUGCCGGAGGCAGCAACUUAUUGCUCUAGUUAUGGGCCCGUUUCAAUGCAAUGCUGCCUGCUGGUGUGUGCCCUUGUCCACCGCAAAAACAGUAUCACAUCAUUUUACACCCCUCUAUAUGGCUGUAUGCCCUCUGUGACUCUGUCAUUCAAAUCAGUGGCACUGGAAGUUGUUGUCUUUUAGACACUUAGAGAAUGGGUUUGUUUGACACAUUUCUGUAGGUAUUGAAGUUGCAGGCUCAGGUAUGGAACAAUAGCCACAUGCAAAUCCUUUGUCAUUCUAGUUGGUGUUAGUCACAUGAGUCAAUAUUUUCCUAACUGUCAGUCUAUGAAAACUGAAUUGAAAGUAGUAGUCAUUGGCACAUUAAGCAACAGCACUGCCACAUUCCUACACAAACCCAGGAUAUCCUCCAAAGCCCAGUGUUCACUUGUCCACCCGUAGAAACUCUCUGUACUUGUUUGGCUGGAGGAGAAAUCAAUAUGAGCAGAUCAGGGAUUAAAGGAAACUUUUCAGAGCCAGACUGAUGGUAAUACUUAUUGAGCCUCGUUUAAGGAUUCGUCAAGCAAAGCAUUCCUACCGGCCCUUUUUAAUGUGGCUAAUUAUUGAAAAGCUUAUUUGGACCUAAAAAAUCGUUUGAACUCCAAGGUGCUCAGUGUUAGCGAUGAUGGUGUGAUCGUCUUUGCGUUCAGAGUGUGCCCAGACAGGGAGAGGGUUGUCUCAAAAUCCCUCCAAAGUACCGACUGCAUAAUAAACCAGGCCUGUUACGGCUCUGAUUGAAAUCUAAUCAGGCAUUUUCUCAGUCAGAUGAUUUCUCAAGUGCAAAGGAUUUGAAAAUAAUGGAACAUUCCCAUAAAAAAAAUUUUUUUACACAGGGGGAAGUGUAAUACAAAACCUGUUCUUCAACUGUCUUGGCAUUCUCAGCAAAAACCACAACACCAUGAAUUAAUGACAAAACCCAAGUUAUUUUGAAGUAAAAUGUAGAGAGAUAGGAUGUAGGCCUACUAUCUCUCUUGUGAUAUGAUCUUUCUCAUUGAUAUGCUGAGCUCAGUUGAAGGGGUACUUAGAGCUCAGUUAAAGGGGUACUUGGGAUUUUGGCAUUGAUGCCAUUUAUCUACUUCCCCAGAGUCAGAUGAACUCGUGGAUACCAUUAUUUAUGUCACUGCUUUCGGUUUGAAGGAAGUUGCUAACUAGUGCUAGCGCAAUUGCUAACUAGCAUGAGUGCAAUGACUGGAAUUAAUUGUGCUAACACUAGUUAGCAUUGGCUCGUGAAACUACAUCUAACUUUCAGGAUUUUUUUUUGUGAGACAGCUUUUUAAUGUUGUUUGCAUGUGGUGCACAUAUUUGCACAUAUGUGACGUAGUACGCAAUUUUCGAGGACCACUUUUGGCUUGUGAGUGCUACUUUCAGAACUACUGGCUAAAAAGUAUACAAAAGUACAGGAGAAUCUCUUUAAUUCCCUUGGUUGAAUAGCUUUGAAUUCCAUGGACGUUUUGGACUGAGGUGUCAUAGCUCUUGUCAGUGAUGAAGCGUCUAUCUUAUGCGACUGAUUUUGGGAUUUCGAGCCUUGGAAGGAUGAGAUUGGGAGUUGUCAAAAAUUAUCCUAGGGAGGAGACUGCCUAAGGCAUGGAUCAUCAACCAGAUUUAGCUGCUGGCCGCCAGUUGGGGAACCCUGGCCUAAGGUACAUUCUGUGCACUAUUACCGUAGUCAUAUAACCUAGCGAGCGUAAACAUUCCUUAGGGAGGGGUAUAUACCAGAAUCUGCUUGCCUGAAUGCAAGUGGUUUGUAGCAGCCUAUUGGAACUCAACUGCCAGUAUAGUUGUUUAGCAAGUAAUUACUGUCCCACCCAGCAGCUUUUAAAGUAAAUAAUUACAGGAGCCAGUGUUGUCAAUGUCCACACUCUGUCAUCACAUGUAGGCUAACCCAGUCUCCUGAUGUUGUGGUGACUUAGACCAACAGAGUUGGAGACAUUUUCUGACUCAGCAUUUUUUCAGCAUUGUGCCAGUUUUACCAGGGUGUGCUGGUCCUCUUGCAGCCCUAGCACUUAGUUAACACUCUCUCAUACGUGGUUGUUGCCACCUUCCGCUGUGAAAAUGGCGCCCAUGCUGUAGUGUGGCAGGCAACAAGGUGGCUUUAGUUCAUCUGCUGUAUGCUACAUCUCUGUCAGAGACAGUAACUGCCUAACACUUAAAGCUGCAAUAUGUAACUUUUGGGCGACUCAACCAAAUUCGCGUAGAAAUGUGAGUUAUAUAUCUGUCAUUCUCAUUGAAAGCAAGUCUAAGCGGUAGAUCUAUUCUACAGUGCAUUCGGAAAGUAUUUAGACCCCUUUGUUCCACAUUUUGUUACGUUACAGCCUUAUUCUAAAAUGGAUUAAAAAAAAAAAAGAUUCCUCAUCAAUCUACACACUACCCCAUAAUGACAAUGUGAAAACAGGUUUUUAGAAAUAAAAAACAGAUACUAUUCAGACCCUUUGCUAUGAGACUCGAAAUUGAGCUCCGGUGCGUCCUGUUUCCAUUGAUCAUCCUUGAGAUGUUUCUACAACUUGAUUGGAGUCCACCUGUGUUAAAUUCAAUCGAUUGGACAUGAUUUGGAAAGGCACACACCUGUCUAUAUAAGGUCCCACAGUUGACAGUGCAUGUCAGAGCAAAAACCAAGCCAUGAGGUCGUAGGAAUUGUCCGUAGAGCACCGAGACAGGAUUGUGUCGAGGCACAGAUCUGGGGAAGGGUACCAAAAAAUGUCUGCAGCAUUGAAGGUCCUCAAGAACACAGCGGCCUCCAUCAUUCUUAAAUGGAAGGAGUUUGGAACCACCAAGACUCUUCCUAGAACUGGCCACCGGGCCAAACUGAGCAAUCAGUGGAGAAGGGCCUUGGUCAGGGAGGUGACCAAGAACCCGAUGGUCACUCUGACAGAGCUCCAGAGUUCCUCUGUGGAGAUGGGAGACCCUUCCAGAAGGACAACCAUCUCUGCAGCUCUCCACCAAUCAUGCCUUUAUGGUAGUGUGGCCAGACGGAAGCCACUCCUCAGCAAAAGGCACAUGGCAGCCCGCUUGGAGCUUGCCAAAAGGCACCUAAAGGACUCUCAAACCCUGAGAAACAAGAUUCUCUGGUCUGAUGAAUGCCAAGCGUCACGUCUAGAGGAAACCUGGCACCAUCCCUACGGUGAGGCGUGGUGGCAGCAUCAUGCUGUGGGGAUGUUUUUCACCGGCAGGGACAGAGACUAGUCAGGAUCGAGGGAAAGAUGAACGGAGCAAAGUACAGAGAUCCUUAAUGAAAACCUGCUUCAGAGUGCUCAGGACCUCAGACUGGGGCGAAGGUUCAGCUUCCAACAGGAAAUGACCCUAAGCACACAGCCAAGACAACGUAGGAGUGGCUUUGGGACAAGUCUUUGAAUGUCCUUGAGUGGCCCAGCCAGAGCCCGGACUUGAACCAGAUCGAACUUCUCUGGAGCGACGUGAAAAUAGCUGUGCAGCGGCGCUCCCCAUCCAACCUGACAGCGCUUGAGAGGAUCUGCAGAGAAGAAUGGGAGAAACUCCCAAAAUAACGGUGUGCCAUGCUUGUAGCGUCAUACCCAAGAAGACGCGAGGCUGUAAUCGCGGCCAAAGGUGCUUCAACAAAGUACUGAGUAAAGGGUCUGAAUACUUACGUAAAUAAGGUAUUUCAGUUUUUAAUUUUUAAUACAUUUGCAGACAUUUCUAUAAACCUGUUUUUGCUUUCUCAUUAUGGAGUAUUGUGUGUAGGUUGAGACAAAAAAAAUCUAUUUAAUCAAUUUUAGAAUAAGGCUGUAACAUCAAAAUGUGGAAAAAGUCAAGGGAUCUAAAUACUAUCCGAAUGCACUGUGUGCUAUUUCUAUUCUUCCUGUUAAGUUUAGUUUUUGCGUCUUUUACUUUCGUUUUUGUACACCAGCUUCAAACAGCUGAAAAUAUAAUAUUUGUUGUUAUUUAAAAUAUAUUUCACAGUGGUUUAGAUGGUACAAUGAUUCUCUACACUGAGUGCUUGUUUUGUCACAAACUGAAAUUAGGCAAACUAUUCAAAUUUUUGCAACCAGGAAAUGGCGGCGCUAUUUCGGCAUAUUGCACCUUUUAAAAUGUGGUGCUAAUACACUGCCUUUCCUCCCCCAGCCAAGCCAAGACAACCGAGCUGGUCCAGUGAGGGUGCGACUGCGGAGAAACACAGCUAUUCAUGGUACUGCAACGCCUCAGAAAGUGACAAGAAGCCUAUCGCGCAGACCACCACCCUAAAGAGCGAGGCCAAGGACUCUUACGACAACUGGGACGCAGUGAUGGGUCUGGGGCCCGCCUCUCCCACCCCAGAGCCCCCCAGAAGCCCCCCCUCGUCAAUGUGGAGUGGCGAGUGGGGCUAUGGUCUCGGUCUGGCCAGGCAAGACAAGACAUCCCCAGAGCCUACUCCCAGUUACGAUGUGGGCCUGGGGUACUUCGAGGUCCCCAUCGAGCCCUCCGAGUCCCAGGACUACUCCCAGUCUCUCCUCAGGGUCAGCACCCACUGCCGGACCUACCGCCGGCCCAACAAAGGCAAGCAGGCCGGGGACUCUGACAGCACCACUAGUACCAGCACAGCCUUCAGUAGUGGGCCCGGAUCUGGCCCACUCAAGACCAACAAUACAGAGAACAGCAGCAAGCCGGCGGGCCGCGGGCGGACGAGAGACUUCACGGUGCUUCACCCGUCCUGCCUGUCGGUGUGUAACGUCACCAUUCAGGACAGGGUCAUGGAGGAAUACACCCCCGCUGCCGCUGUGGCUACCCCCCUGACAGACUUGGGAGAGGCUGGCCGUCUGCAGAAGAAGACUGAACCAGCACCAGCCAAACCCACCAGGUGACCUACUGCUACCUACCUACCGCUAUACUGGGAUAAUCACUGUUGUUGUUAGAUUAUGAUGAUGUUUGGGCUAUUUCUGCUCCCUUCACUGACAGUCAUAACAAUGAGGUAUGUUUCUCUCCCUCUGUUGAUCAGACAAGGAUAAUAAUCUACACGCUGCAGUAUAGGCUAUGCUCUCAAAUGUGUUUGGAUUCUUCUAUUUUGCUGAUGAACACGCAUCCUUGAAUAUCUCGCACCUGCUCAAAAGCCAUUGGAGUGUAGGUUGUUCUAACUUCUCUCUCUCUCUCUCUCUCUCUGUUUCUCUCUACCAGGUUCAGACCCACUCAGAGCAAGACCAAGAAAGACACCAAGUUGGAUUUCUUUGGCUUCGAGGAAAACGAGGCGGGCCGUGGUGCCACCCAGGAGGAGGGCAGUUCCGACCCUGUGGCAUCCGGCAGCUCCAACUACAAGAUCAAGUAUUUUGGCUUCGACGAUAUGAGCGACAGCGACGAAGACGAGGGCUCCCAGGCCAAAGAGAGGAGGAAGGCUAAGAGGGCUGCCAAGGCUGCAGCCACAGCUUAUGCAGCCUCCGCUGCUUCCAUGGAGAUGAGGGUGGACAGCCCCCUGUCCGGCAGCGAGGAGCUGGACAGUCAGACUAGCAGCCACACAGGUCAGGCACAGGGCCUCAGUCGAGGUCAGUACUACAACACACACACACACACACACACACACACACACUCAGACCAGCAUCAGUACAGGGCAGACUCAGGCAAGGUGAAUUUCAAGAACAUGGAGAUCUCUAUAUACACACAUACACACUUCUACUAAAGCCGGGUGUACACUACACGACUUUCAAAAUCCUAACAUCGCUGAGCCUCUCACAUUAAACGACCGUCUUUCCUGUAGUUGUCUUGCCAACGUAGAGGUGCCCACUAAACGACGUGGCACAGACGGGGGUCACACACUACAAGAUUCUUCACUUGUUUGUGAGGAAUCUCGAUACCACGCUGUCUCGCGAAAAACAAAGUGAUUAGAUUUAACCAAUCUACGAGCUGUGCAGCAAAGUAUCCUCAUAAGCGUUCAGUCUGACAUUCACGCUUGCCAUAUAGAGUUGAAAUAUCUAGCAAACAUUUCGAAUUGAAUAACAUUGCUCGUGCAUUCCAGAGCUGUAACGAUUUGACACUUUGGCUUUGGUUAGUACAAACGCAUACUAGUAGUAGUCAUCGCUCCAGCUUGAGUCUACACAUUCUGGAUGAUGCGAUACAACGUUAUCAUCUCACUGGCUUCUUCUCUGGUGAGCUCUCAUUGGCUAUUGCGGAUCACCGUUCUCAAAACUUGUCGUUGCACAUCUCACACUACAAGAGCAUGGCAGAUUUUGUGCUGAUAAAAUCAAACAUGUUUGAAAAUAUUGGGACGUCUGGGACUGCUCAAAGACUAGAUCGGUAGCCCUCAGAUUUCGUCUCUGACCCGCUCACAUUAAACGAGCGUCGGUGAUGGCUGCGUGCCCCGAGUAGGCAACGACAUGGGGAUUUUGUCUCCGAUCUCAAAAACUUGUCUGGGACAGCUACACUGAACAAAAAUAUAAACGCAAUAAGUGUUGGUCCCAUGUUUCAUGAGCUGAAAUAAAAGAUCCCAGAAAUGUUCCAUAAGCACAAAAAGCUUAUUUCUCUCAAAUGUUGUGCACAAAUCUGUUUACAUCCCUUCUCCUUUGCCAAGAUAAUCCAUUCCCCUGACAGGUGUGGCAUAUCAAGAAGCUGAUUAAACAGCAUGAUCAUUACACAGGUGCACCUUGUGUAAGGUGACAAAAGGCCACUCUAAAAUUUGCAGUUUUGUCACAACACAAUGCCACAGAUGUUUCAUGUUUUGAGGGAGCGUGCAAUUGGCAUGCUGACUGCAGGAAUGUCCACCAGAGCUGCUGCCAGAUAAUUUAAUGUAAAUGUAUUUACCAUAAGCCGCCUCCAACGUCGUUUUAGAGAAUUUAGCAGUAUGUCCAACCGGCUUCACAACCGCAGACCCACAUGUAUGGUGUCGUGUGGGCGAGCGGUUUGCUGAUGUCAACGUGAACAGACUGUCCCAUGGUGGGGUUAUGGUAUGGGCAGGCAUAAGCUACAGACAACGAACGCAAUUGCAUUUUAUCAAUGGCAAUUUGAAUGCACAGAGAUACAGUGACGAGAUCCUGAGGCCCAUUGUCAUGCCAUUCAUCUGCCACCAUCACCUCAUGUUUCAGCAUGAAAAUGCACGGCCCCAUGUCGCAAGGAUCUGUACACAAUUUCUGGACGCUGAAAAUGUCCCAGUUCUUCCAUGGCCUGCAUACUCACCAGACGUCACCCAUUGAGCAUGUUUGGAAUGCUCUGGAUCGACGUGUACAGCAGCGUGUUCCAGUUCCCUCCAAUGUCCAGCAACUUGGCACAGCCAUUGAAGAGGAGUGGGACAACAUUGCACAGGCCACAAUCAACAGUCUGAUCAACUCUAUGAGAUGGAGUUAUCUCGCGCUGCAUGUGGAAAAUGGUGGUCACUCCAGAUACUGACUGGUUUUCUGAUCCACGCCCCUACCUUGUUUGAAGGUAUUUAUGACCAACAGAUGCAUAUCUGUAUUACCAGUUGUGAAAUCCAUUGAUUAGGGCCUAAUACAUUUUUUUCAAUUGACUGAUUUCCAGUAAUGUUGCGUUUUAUAGUUUUUUGUUCAGUAUAAAUCGUGGGCAAAAUCAUGUCAUGUACACCCAGCUUAAGCUAACAUAUGGGUUUCUACUAAGCCAACAUGAAAUUGUUUUAAGAAGGUCAUACCAAUGAUCAUUUAGCUAUUUGAUUUGAAAUUUUAGGACCCCUGUAAUUAUAAAAGUGUAUAUAUAUAUAUAGAUAUAGAUAUAGAUAUAGAUAUAGAUAUAGAUAUAGAUAUAGAUAUAUAUAGAUAUAGAUAUAGAUAUAGAUAUAUAUAGAAAAGUUAUUUGAUGAAACAUUGAAUUUAGCCUUACUGCUAUUAGCCCAUAGAAACACAUUGAAUAACAGCUUCAUACAUGGAUAAACAGUCACAAAAAAACCAUAAGGAAGUUAGUUCUGAAGUGUCUGUCCUAUAUCUGAGGGAUAUAUAUAUAUAUUUUUUAACCCCUUAUUUUAGGCACUAAACUAUCUCCAUAUAUACUUCCAUUCAUUUUUUAAACUGGUACCCAGCUACCUUUAUACUAGUCUUGAGAGGCUUGUGGGCAUCCUAGAGCAAAACAACCGACAUGUAUGUGUUCAUGAGAGACUCGCCUUUCCAUAGAGGGGUCAUAUUAGUGUGUAGCCCAAACUGUUCGGACGCUACAGACAGUUUGCAAAUCAUCUGUACCGACUUCAGGGCGAGUGCAGUGGAUUGAGACGCAGCCCCUCUAAAAAAUAAAACAUGUCUCUAGCUUAAACUGAAGGAUUGAUUUGUUAUGAUGCUAAUUAGAUUUCUGCGGGGCGCGAAUAUCAACUCUUGAGGGUUAACCCUAAUUACCCCUGUAAGUCGCUCUGUAUGAGAGUGUCUGUCUGCUAAAUGACUAAAAUGUAAAUCUAUUAUACUCAAAUCAUUUAGGCUAAUAAUGACUUGGUCACAGAGAUCUUAUAAUUCACGAUAGGAUUCUAUAUUAAAUUCUAUGGACUUGGUAAUGAACAGUGAUGUUCCUGUCCUAAUCUAACACACGUCUUACUUUGGCAUGUCCCCUGUAGAUGUGAUGGACUUCCCAGAGGACAACUCUGCCUCUGUGGGCCUAGAGAUGCCCAGGAGACCUCAGGCAAAACAGGUGGAGAAGUCCAAGGAGAGCAGGGAGACCAAUAGGAAGAUCUUCAGUGGCCCCAAAAAGGUAAGAAGUGUUCUUUGGCAACUCUCCCUGCACUCAAGUCCAGGAUCGUGUUCAUCAGGCCACAGCGGCACAUCUCAGCGAAACGUUUUGCAACGGAAAACAGAAAAGAGCGCUUUUCAUUGGACAAGGUCAGGUAGUCCCCUCCCUGUUUCAGUCCGUUUUGGUGGCCAAUGAACUAGACCCAGAACGUUCAUCAGAGAAUGAGUAGACUACGCUCUGUAUGUGCUGCAGAGAUGCCAAAAUGGCUUGUUAUUUGUAUGUGGAUGGAGGGAUGACAGCUGCCAUUGACGGUCUCUGGUCCUAGGUUCCAAUAGGUGCGAACUCAUUGAACUGGAGAUGCAUACCCAGCAACACUCAUUCUCUUUUUUUAUUUAUCCAGAGAACCAGUAAUGCCCUAUCUCCAAUUGCUUAGAUGGACUUCAUCUGUAAGUGCUCCGUUAUUGGUCUUUAAGAGCAAGGCCCUGCUUAGAAUGGGAUGUGAAAUCUUAUUGUGAGAAAAUCAGACGCGUUAUAUAUGUUGAGGUUGUUAAAUACAGGUUAUAGGUCAUACAAUGUUUCAUAUAGUCAUUUGUAAAGGCAACUUGCACAUUUUAGGUGUAUUCUCAUAAGUCAGUCUUUGCAUUUGGGCUACUACAAACCUGUAGAGUGCGAAGGUGCCUUCCAAGUCUUUGGAGGUGUUUUCUGCUCAGAGAUUCCUCAUCCAUAGCCCUGUAAUGUACUCCAUGCAGGUAACAUUAUUAAAAGCGCUGAACUCAUUAAAAAAAAAACAAUAGCCCUCCAAAAGGAUCGGGGUAUUCAUGAGUCGUCAAAAGGCAGCGAUUUCUAUUGCGACUGGCCCAACUGUAGGGGUAGUGAAGUGGCACUCUGGCGCAUGCAACUUACAUGGACUAGUCCCGAAUUGCACACUAUUCCUUAUAUAGUGCGCUACUGUUGACCAGGGCCCCGUAGUGCACUAUGUCGGUAUUAGAGUGCUAUUUGGGGCACAGCCUGUAACUAACCCUUACAGAAACCAAUUUGAAUUGGAUGCAUAACAAUAUAUCUUCUUCUCAUGCAGUUUGCUUACAAAUUGCAGAAGAAAUGCUGCUGUUUUCCAUAAUAAUACCUACAAUUCCAUCUUUUUCAUUCUAUUAUUCAUUCUCCAUAACCAGUUGUGCUUGAUGCAUUAUUUGUGUAUGUAUGUUCUGGGCCUCUGUAUUUGUCACUUUAAAUGUAUGCCAAACAACAAUCAAUAAUUGUAAAGGAUGACUUCUAACAAUUUCCACUGACAAUCUUACAAAAACACAUUUCCUUUAAGAACAGUGCAGAUGCGAAGAUUGGUAACAGAAUAACAGUUUGUGCUGGUUGUGCCGUCAUUCUGUUACCAAACUUCGCAUCUGCACUGUUCUGAAAGGAAAUGUGUUUUUGUCAAAUUUUCAGUCGGCCUUGUACAUAGUUUGGUUUGUUUAACUUUGCAAUCAUUGUUUUUUGUUUGGCAUACAUAUUAAAGCGAAUAAUCUGAGUCUCCUCAUAAUUCUGUUACCGUGGAGUUGCCCAUAUGCCAAUCUGUUGAUGUCGGCUGUCAGAUGUUAGAGGUUGAUUUAAUUGCCACCAUCAUUAUCAUGUCGUCUCUGACUAAUUCAUGUCAGGUCUGUAUAUGGGCAGCUAGCUCUGCUCUAGUCUGGACGAGUGGACGUGGCUGAACAGCGAGUGUGUUGUGUUUAUUGAGUAGCUCUCUCUUGCUCUCUGUCAGGCUGGUGAGUGUUAUGUCUGCAGCCUGUGGACAGGCCAAGGCCCUUUGCUCCCCUCUGUUCACAGUACACCCCUAGACUCAGAGCCUAGCUGGCUCUCCUACAUUAAUCAUGGAUAUAUGAUACAUCUACCGACUCUCUCUCUCACUUCGCCCACACUCUUCUCUCUCUGUGUCAGUCCAUCUUCCUUACUCUGUCCUCCAGCUAACCUUUUUUUCUCUCUUUCUCUCCCUGGUGGUUGUCCUCAGGCAGUGAUUUGGCCCAUAUCUCUCCUAAAAGUCUUCCUAUUAUUGCUUUAUAGAUUCUUCUAGGAUUCCUCCUCCUGUCUUCGAUCUGUUAUUGUGUCCUGUUCUGCUGAACCAACAUCUCUUCCUAUUGUUUGUUUAUGUGUCUGUUGCCUAAGGAGAGACCUAUGGCUCCUGCUUUCUCUUGGAUUGGGUUUGAGCUCCAAUGUUUGGGCCAAGAUGGGUGUUGGGCAUUUUUCACGCGCAACAGUUGAACCCGAGAGCUUGUGUGCUCUGAUUGAGCCGAGAGUGUAAGCGAUAAAUGAUUUGGCAGGCCAGGAGUCGGUAACAGUAUGCGUGUUGGUUGGGCGGGUGGCGGUGCAGUGGAUAAAUGAGUCCGGCCUGCUUAAAGCAGCAGCGUUGGAUUGCAGGAAGACUGAGCAUUUUUUUACCUGCCUUGAGAGACAUUCUCCCCACGCGGGUUUAACAUCGUGGGCGUUUAUGACGGUUGGUAAUGACUCAUUUCAGACGGUUAAAAAUAAAUUAGAAUCAGGGUUCUCCCCAAAGAAUGGAACCUCCAUUUUCUCUAGAUUGCAGGAAAUGGCAGUUACGCCAUACUCGGCAUAUCACCUUGUUAAAAUAUCCUGCAGAGAACCCUAAGAAUGAGCCACAGGUUAUUUAUAGUGUCAAGCCCAAUUCUCUCCUCGGUAGAGAUGCACAGGUGUUUAAAGGCCCCGCAUUCCCCUCCCCACGCCUCUUCAUAAUCAUUCUCACUCUGGCUUAAUGACUCCAGCGGCUCACCGACAGCAUGGUGUAGAAGACUUUAUACGGUAGAGAAAGGGGUAAACAUCUCAUCAGAUACCCUGCUGGUGUUAUUGUGAACAUUACAAAUGGCACCCUAUUCCCUAUAUAUGAAGUAUACUAGGGGCCCUGGUCAAAGGUAGGUUGCCAUGUGGGAUUCAUCCAUAGUAAUACCCUCUGUCUGUUUCCACACGUUCUGUGAUUGUCUGUCUUGGAACAAAACUGGUUUACAGGGUUGGGUUGGCUGAUGGCUGGCAGGACCGUGAAGUGGGUUUUAAUUCAUGGAAAACACUUCCCUGUUUUCUUUCACAGCUUUGUUUGGGCAUUUUAAAUCUGAGGCUCAUUUGAGAUUUAAUGGCAUUUUCGCGUGUGUGACGGUGUAGAUGUGAGUCAUAAAAGUAUGUUUCCAUGUGGGCAAUUCCAUGAUAAUGGAGUUACUGUAAGCUGGGACCAAUUUUUCACUUAAAUGUGUGCUAACCAAAAACGAGUAAUUUCAAAGUUUAACAAAGCAUACAACUAUAUGCACAAAGACUACUUUGAACAAUUUACACAGUAAAUAAAAACGUUGUAUCUUCACAGUUCUUUCUGUAAAUGUUUUUGUAAAAUAUUAAGUGGAAAUUGUUAAAAGUAGUCCUUGUUCUAUGGUUUCUUAAACUUUGAUUUCAAUGGUUUUUGUUUGGUAUACAUUUUUAAAGUGACAAAUCUGAUUCUCAGCAUAUUUCCGUUAUCAUGGAAUUGCCCGUGUCUCAUAAGGCCAGAGCAGGGAUGCUGUUACCGUCUUGAGGGGUCCUGGACCACAACAGCUGAUUGCUGGUUGAGUGGUUUAGUUGAACCUCGCCUACAGCUGGAACUGACAGCUCCUCAGUCUUCUGCUUAGUGUCGGUGUGUGUGUCGGUGUGUGUGUGUGUGUCUCGGUGUGUGUGUGUGUCUCGGUGUGCGUGUCUGUCUCGUGUGUGUGUCUCUGUGUGUGAUUUGGCUACUUGCACUCGUCUCAGAUUUAUGAAGAGGGCCUUGGGCAAACAUGUCUUAACUUGGCAGUGUUGGAAAGGGGGAACUCAAGUAGUGUAUUUGGUAUUCAUUUCCUUCUGUCUGACCUUCUCAUGUUUGUGUGUGUGUGUGCAUGACAGAUAAGUGCCCAUGUUUACAGAAAAUGCCUUUCGUCACAAGAGCUCACACUCCCAUGGGGGUGGGUGUCGAAUCUUCCUGUCUGUGUCCACUUGAUUAGGUUAGGAUCAUGGGUAAGAAGACUAGAGGGCCUAAAUGAAAGUUGAGGUACUCUCGGUUCGUUAUUUCCUGCAGUGCUCUGUCCUGAGCCAACAAUGUUUGUUCACUCUUGCUGGUAUUCUUUUUCUUUGAUUCAUUAUUAAUAUCCCAUCAACAGGCUGAGCCAAUAGGCUCCCUUUAAGCAGAGAGGAGCCAAGGUUUGUGUCACUGUGUGUGUGUACACAGCGCUGGCUGUUGUCUUCAGUCAGUCCUGCUGUUUGAGGAGUCCUGGCUGCCUCUGGUGGUUUAAUAGGCAUUAAUUUAGUCUCUCUCUCUCCCCGUCUCUCCCUGGGGCUUGUUUGUUACAGGAACCAACAAAGGCCAAUGUCUUCUAUCCAAUCCACUCUCUGUAUCGUCUCACUCUACUACAGGGUUUCCCAAACUAGGGCUUGCGAUGUGGGGUUGCCUGAUUUGAAAAUGGGGUCGCGAGAGACAAGUUGCCCAUGGUUCAUAGAACCGGGUAGCCGCUCAAUGCGAUUUCUGUUUUCUUCCUACAAAUGUGGCUCUAUCCUUUGAACGGUUUAUGCUACAACAACUUAUACCCCAUCACUGAAAGAUAAGACUCUCAGGAACGCGUACAUACAUAAUGCUUCCCUCUACUAUACCCACAAGCCGUUAGAACUGAGUGGACGAGACCAGGCACUAAAUCAGGCUGGGGGGAGAAGAACAUAAAUGAUGUUCUUUUCUACACAGAAGAUCAUAAAGUCAACCCCACAUUUACAUGGUGGGGUCACAAAGAAAUGUUUGCUAUUCCUAUUACAUUUUAGCAGAUGCUCUUAUCCAGAGCGACUUACAGGAGCAAUUAGGGUUAAGUGCCUUGCUCAAGGGCACAUCGACAGAUUUUUCACAUAGUCGGCUCGGGGAUUAGAACCAGCGACCUUUCGGUUACUGGCACAACGCUCUUAACCAAAUGUUGAUAUCAAAAUGGGGUCCCAGGCCAACAAAGUUUGGGAAUCGCUGCCCUACUUUGAUUUAUCUUCCAAGACACUGAGAAUUCCCAGUAUCAGAAAUCACCUCGAAUUCGGAGCAAUUGACUACACUUUGAAUUGGCUUGGUUGUUUUUAAACACAGUAUACUGUUGCAGUUUGGUUGGCGUGUGUGUUGAUCAAUGAUUCUCAUUUGACGUGUUCUAAGUAACACUGUUCUAGCAGGAAGGGCUGAACUGUGUGAUGGAAUGUGAAGUAACCUGAUGGACUUACCUCAUGUUUUCCUGUUCCCCCUGCAGUCUCCCACUAAAGCUGUGUACAACGCCAGACACUGGAACAGAGAGCCAGAGGAGCUGCCCCCGCCACCUGUACCCCGUUCAACCACUGCACCCGUAAGUAACCCCCCUAAUCACCACCCUAGUUAUGGGUGUCACCCACCACCCCCACUCCAAAUACUAGCCCUGGCUCUCCGAUCAGCCUGCCUACCCAGCUAGCUAGAGGUGUGAGAUUUCUGCAGCUGGUGAAAGCUGCACCACAAACUGUUCUCAUUCUGUAGGUAGGCAAUGGCUCUCACUCUCUCUCUGCUCAAGCAACAUGGCUGAUUCAGUCCCAUGCAAACGGGACAGUGUAAACUCUAAUGCAAUUUUCCAUACCCUCGAGCCCUAACUUCCUUAAGAAACUCCCUUUCCAUCCUCACUCACACCCUCCCUCCACCACCAAGGAUGCUCCGAUUGGUCUCUUCACUGUGGUUUACCCCAUUAUGGCCACUCUACUCCACGUUGUGUUCCAAAUGGCAGCCUAUUCUCUUUUUAUAGUGCACUAGGGUGCCAUUUGGUAUAAACCCUGCGUCUGAUUCAUUUUCCAAAUGUCAUUAGAUGCAUGUGUGGCACCUUGCCAUUCUUGAAAUUCAUUAGCCUUUUAAAAAAUGCAUCACAGCUCUGAAUGCUCCUGCGUCUUAGUGAUAAUGUUAGUACGGCUCUGAACGCUCCUCCGUUUUAGUGAUAAUCUUAGUACGGCUCUGAACGCUCCUGCGUCUUAGUGAUAAUGUUAGUACGGCUCUGAACGCUCCUGCGUCUUAGUGAUAAUGUUAGUAUGGCUCUGAACGCUCCUGCGUCUUAGUGAUAAUGUUAGUACGGCUCUGAACGCUCCUGCGUCUUAGUGAUAAUGUUAGUACGGCUCUGAACACUCCUGCGUCUUAGUGAUAAUGUUAGUACGGCUCUGAACGCUCCUGCGUCUUAGUGAUAAUGUUAGUAUGGCUCUGAACGCUCCUGCGUCUUAGUGAUAAUGUUAGUACGGCUCUGAACGCUCCUGCGUCUUAGUGAUAAUGUUAGUACGGCUCUGAACGCUCCUGCGUCUUAGUGAUAAUGUUAGUAUGGCUCUGAACGCUCCUGCGUCUUAGUGAUAAUGUUAGUACGGCUCUGAACGCUCCUGCGUCUUAGUGAUAAUGUUAGUAUGGCUCUGAACGCUCCUGCGUCUUAGUGAUAAUGUUAGUAUGGCUCUGAACGCUCCUGCGUCUUAGUGAUAAUGUUAGUACGGCUCUGAACGCUCCUGCGUCUUAGUGAUAAUGUUAGUAUGGCUCUGAACGCUCCUGCGUCUUAGUGAUAAUGUUAGUACGGCUCUGAACGCUCCUGCGUCUUACCGAUAAUGUUAGCCAUGUAUUACAGCGCCCUAUAAGUCCCUCAUCCCUUGCCCUCCCUCGGACUGCUAGAAGAGACUCAGAGCCUGUGUGUGCUGUGAAACUGAGAGAGUGUUUUUACUGGGCCUUAUCUGGCCUUAUGUAAGGGGCAGGAGGCCGUUGGCUGGUGUUCAACAGCAUGAAUCAGCAGGGCCGUGUACUGAGCUGAGAGCAGGUGGCUGUGUGGUUCUGCUUGUCUCCCUCUGACCCACUCUCUACUUCGGCCCUUCCCCUCUCUCCCUCCUCCUCUCUUUCUUCCUCUCUUUCUUCUCUUUCUCCUUUUCCUCUGAUUCUGCCUCUCCCCCCUUUCUCUCUGCCUUUCUCUCUCUCACUCACACCUUCCUUCCUUCCUUCCUUCCUUCCUUACCCCCUCUCUCUCUAACAGGCGAGCCAGUCGAGCAGGAGCAGCAAGGACUCGUCUAACUCUCACAAAGACGACGGGCUGUUCAAGGCGCCGCCAUGCCCGCCUCCCAAAGUCAUCAAGUCUGUGUCGUUCCCCACCGAGCCCUACCAGGACAUCGUCACCGCACUGAAAUGUAGGAAAGAGCACAAGGAGGUGAGCUUCAACACAACAACAUUCUCUGUUCUACCUGGCAACCCAUCACUGUGUCUGGAACUCGGUAUCUAUAAAGCACAGCCUAUAAGAACACUAGAAAUUGUCCUGGGGCAGUAUCAAGCAUCUGAGGAAACAUGCUGAUCUAGGAUCAGUUUUGCCUUCCAGAUCAUAAUGAAUAAGGUUGAUAUGGACAGGGGGACCUGAUCCUUGAUCACUUUAUGAAUAUUACCCUGGUUUACAAUGUUGAAAAUGGAUUUAAACAAAAGCUCCAAUUUAAUGGAUGAUCAAUCGGUUUACCCCUGUAAAUCAUCUUAUUUAGAAAUAGUCUUGAAACGAAUCAGUGAAUUCUGAGGCUGUGUGUUGAUUUCUCUACAUACCUCCUAUAAGACCAUACUGCAAGAUCCCUGAAUCCCUAAACAGUUAACCAUCUGUAGUUAUUUAUCUUAUUACAUUGGUAUCUUGCAUGCUAAGCAGUGUUCGCUCCGCUAGGAACUGCAGUGUGGGCAGUCUCAUAGGCAGCAGCAGCAUAAUGGGCAUCCCACAUUUUUAAAUUCCACCUGCAGUUUCAUUUGCUGUCUUGUUUGUGGUCUUGGCUCCCGACCAACAAGGCAAGCGGCGGGUGCAUAGCUCUCAUGCUGAGAAUAGCAGGACUGAGCUCUACAGCUUGAUCUAGUGUCUGCAUCAUCCCUGUACCACACUUGCUGCGACUCCACCCACUACUACACCCCCACAUCAGAAUUUGUCAUUAGCAUGCUAACAAUUGAAGCGUGUUGCGUAGGUAUUUAGGGAUAUGUGUUACGCAAUUAGAACGUGUGAGAAAUAUGGUGAUGAUGGCGUGGAUCCUUUGUCUUUUCUUACACAAUAUCAAGGGGACUUGAGCAACGUCUGAAAUCGCACCCUGUACUAAGUAAUGCACGACUUUUGACCAGAGCCCUAUUCACUAUUAAAGUGCAAUUUGGGACGCAGCCCAUGUGAUUUACUGAACCCAACAAGCGUUAACAUGCUGUCAACUCUUUGCUCCAGCUAUACACAGUAGUCCAGCAUGUCAAGCACUUCAACGACGUGGUGGAGUUUGGAGAGAACCAGGAGUUCACCGAUGACUUUGAGUACCUGGCCACCGGCCUGAAGAGUGGCCAGCCCCUCAACACACGCUGCCUUAGGUAAGACUAGCUGCCGCUAACCGCCCUAACCACUGAUACAGGGUCAGAUUCUUUGUCAUCUCCAUUAUGGUUAAGGUAAUGAUUCAGGGCAGUUAAGAGCACGGUUUACCUCGAGCGGCCCAUGCACCACUGCCAUUCCUAUCAGGCGAUAGCAGACAAUACGAUGCUCUAGCAGAGGCAGUGACCCUCUUCUCUGUUCAAUUCAAUUAGACUGUAUUUAUCUGUCCUCUCCUGCAGUGUCAUUAGCCUGGCCACCAGGUGUGCCAUGCCCAGCUUCAGAAUGCAUCUGAGGGCCAGGGGAAAGGUGGCCCAGGUCUUCAAGACACUCAACGACGCCCCACAGCACCCGGUAAGUUAAGUUCCCUGCUCUCCUCCAGAGACUGUGGCUGACUUGAAUUGGUUUCUGUCAGAUCCGUGGAGAAGCUCAGUCCUUUAACUGGAGCCUGCCAAGUGACAAAUGGUUUUAGCGCUUAGUAACAACCUGCGUUAGUGACACUACUUUUAAAAAGUCAGGAUAUCAGGUUCACAUAUCCUUUCUUUCCUCCUUCUCCCGUCCCAUUUUCAUCCAUCCCCUCCCUCCAGAACCUGUCCCUGUGCACGGCCAGUUUGAUGUACAUCCUGAGCCGAGACAGACUCAACAUGGACCUGGACCGGGCCAGUCUAGAUCUGAUGAUCCGCCUGCUGGAGCUGGAUGGGGACCACUCGGUGGCCAAGGACGACCAGCUCACCACCAAGGAGAUUUCAAAGGUCAAGGAGAAGAUCCGCAAGCUGUGCGACACAGUGCACAACAAGCACCUGGACCUGGAGAACAUCACGGUACUGGUCUCCCCUAGAGAUAGUCCUUCUUGUGUCAUAUUCAUAUGCAGCUACAAAUAUUUUGCAAUGGAAAACUAAAAUGUGUUGUUUCCUAUUGGACAUGUUCAGGUGGUCCCUCCAUGUUUCAGUCCGUUCUUUUUCUGUUUGGUUCCCUAAUGAAGAUGGCCCUGGUUUUUGCUUAGAGGAUGGAGACUAGCUGCAACUCUCUUUCCUCCUCUGUCUCUAGCAUUUGCACUGUAGAACCAAUGGAAAUAAUGUAUUUGAAUUGGGACUGGCAAACUGCACAGAAUUAAACAGUUUGAUAUGACCAAUUUGGACGUCUGAUGAUGUGAUGACAGGGCCUUUUGAUGUCUGGCUUUGAGCCUUUUUUUCUCCCAUUCCCUCUAUAAAUAUCCUCUCCGCUGAUGUUCUAGUCGACAUCCCAAAUGGCACCCUAUUCCCUAUAUAGUGGACUACUUUUCACCAGGGUAUGUAGGGAAUAGGGUGCCAUUUGGGAUGUAGCCCUGUUCUUCACAGAGCGCAGACUGACCAUUCGCCUCAAGGCCUCCCAACUUAUUUUCAUUCAUUUAAGCACUCUUUAUAUUUCUGACUGUUCGCUUCCAUGUUGAAUUAAUCAUUAGAGAAUCCGAUUUUGAAAGUUGGGUUGAAAAACUUAACAUUCUCUUAUCGUUUGAUCUCAACAGUUUACUUUAAAAUAUUUUAAUAAUAGAGAUGAAAGUGUUAGAAAGUUUCUAUCUAUCGACAAUGUAAUUAGAGAAGGCAGUAUUGUUGUGGUUGGACUCAAACUCCACCUGCAUGCAAACUAGCUUCUCCUGACUCCAUCACUGGAAGGAAGGAAAUCAUAUUUUUGUUCCAGUUCCUCCCCCCGUUAUCGUCUGUCAUAGUUGGCCUCUUUGAAUCACAAUACACAGUCAGUAUUGUCCAUUUAUACCCUGUAUGUGUGAUGUAAAUGUGUUUUCAUUACUCCCUGUGUGUUUGUGUGUGUGUGCAGACGGGGCAUUUAGCCAUGGAGACCUUGUUAUCGCUGACCUCCAAGCGGGCCGGGGACUGGUUUAAAGAGGAGCUAAGGCUUCUGGGAGGCCUGGACCACAUAGUGGAUAAAGGUGAGCUAGACCUACACCACAUUACCCUAACACUGUGGGGUCUGUGUCCAGGCUAAACACCCCGAAAGGGUUGUUCGGUUGAUCCUAGGAGCUGACUAUUCAAUUGCAUUCAAAAUGCUUUGUUGGUAUGACAAAACAUGCAUUCGUAUUGAGUGUUAUUAGUAUAUUAUGUGCAAUACAUUUUCAUUGUGUUUGUCUGGGUACAGACAGCCCUGAUGAAGCUCACUCAUUACUACCUUUGGGGAAAUCAAGGAGAGACCAAAUGGUGGAAUCGUUAUGUGCCAGUAUACUAAUGUUCAAUAUGGCAUUGGAUGAAGCUCAAUGUUAAAUUCAAAUCUCCCUACCAUCAUAUCUAAGCUAAUAUGACACCAAUGUCGAUGAACAUUUGCUAGUCAAUUUAAUUGGAGGUACACAACACACUCCCCGCCUCUCGUCAUGAGCCAUCUGGCCCUUACCAACAACCAUAUAUCUGAUUUUUAACAGUCGUUAGAAACUGAGUAUUUUCUGCGCUCACCUAGCUCAAAUUCUAGACGUCAGAUUAAAACGAGACUAUAGCGUCCAUAAAGUGACCAUUUGCACUUAAAGAAAUGUUGGAUUGACUUUGUUUGUAUGUGCAACAGUUUUUAUUUAAAUUUAUAAUUUAUCGCUCACGUGCUCAUUUCUGUCAAUUUUUAAGAACCAACAAUGUGCUAACUUUUUGUAGCAUUUCUGACAAUGCUAACAUUUUCAGCCGAAUCUGAGUUCUUAAACCGGACCAAAGCACUUGGGUUGCGCAGCAACAGCGCUAUUAGCUUGCUAACACCAGUCGGAUGAGAGGCAAGCUACAAGUAAAGGAAGCUAGCUAUGGAAUAUAUACAGUACCCGUCAAAGGUUUGGACAUACCUACUAAUUCCAGGAUUUUUCUUUAUUUUUACUAUUUUCUACGUUGUCGAUUAAUAGUGAAGACAUCAAAACUAUGAAAUAACACAUGGAAUCAUGUAGUAACCCAAAAAGUGUUAAACAAAUCAAAAUAUAUUUUAUAUUUGAUUUUGUUCAAAUAGCCACCCUUUGCCUUGAUGACAGCUUUGCACACUCCUGGCAUUCUCUCAACCAGCUUCAUGAGGUAGUCACCUGGGAUGCAUUUAAAUUAACAGGUGUGCCUUGCUAAAAGUUAAUUUCUUUCCUCCUUAAUGUGUUUGAGCCAAUCAGUUGUGUUGUGACAAGGUAGGGGUGGUAUACAGAAGAGAGCCCUAUUAUGGCAAGAACAGCUCAAAUAAGCAAAGAGAAAUGACAGUCAAUCAUUACUUUAAGACAUGAAGGUCAGUCAAUCCGGGAACAUUUCAAGAACUUUGAACAUUUUCUUCAAGUGCGGUGCUAUGAUGAAACUGGCUCUCAUGAGGACUGCCACAGGAAAGGAAGACCCAGAGUUACCUCUGCUAUAGAGGAUAAGUUCAUUAGUUAACUGCACCUCAGAUUGCAGCCCAAAUAAAUGCGUCAGAGUUCAAGUAACAGACAUCUCAACAUCAACUGUUCAAAAUCAAAUCAAAUGUAUUGGUCACAUACACAUGGUUAGCAGAUGUUAUUGCGAGUGUAGCGAAAUGCUUGUGCUUCUAGUUCCGACAGUGCAGCAAUAGCUAGCAAGUAAUAUCUAACAGUUCCACAACAAAAACCUAAUACACAAAAAUCUAAGUAAAGGAAUGGAAAAAUAAUAUAUAAAUAUAUGGAUGAGCAAUGUCAUUAUCAGAGGACUGCGUGAAUCAGGCCUUCAUGGUCGAAUUGCUGCAACGAAUCCACUACUAAACGACACCAAUAGGAAAAAGAGACUUGCUUGGGUCAAGAAACAUGAGCAAUGGACAUUAGACCGUUGGAAAUCUGUCCUUUGGUCUGAUGAGUCCAAAUUUGAGAUUUUUGGUUCCAACCGCUGUGUCUUUGUGAGAUGCAGAGUAGGUGAACGGAUGACCUCCGCAUGUGUGGUUCCCACCGUGAAGCAAGGAUGAGGAGGUGUGAUGGUGUGGGGGUGCUUUGCUGGUGACACUGUCUGUGAUUUAUUUAGAAUUCAAGGCACACUUAACCAGCAUGGCUACCACAGCAUUCUGCAGCGAUACGCCAUGCCAUCUGGUUUGCGCUUAGUGGGACUAUCAUUUAUUUUUCAGCAGGACAAUAACCCAAAACACACCUCCUGGCUGUGUGAGGGCUAUUUGACCAAGAAGGAGAGUGAUGGAGUGCUGCAUCAGAUGACCUGGCCUCCACAAUUACCCGACCUCAACCCAAUUGAGAUGGUUUGGGAUGAGUUAGACCGUAGAGUGAAGGAAAAGCAGCCAACAAGUGCUCAGCAUAUGUGGGAACUCCUUGAAGACUGUUGGAAAAGCAUUCCUCAUGAAGCUGGUUGAGAGAAUGCCAAGAGUGUGCAAAGCUGUCAUCAAGGCCUAGGGUGGCUAUCUGAAGAAUCUAAAAUCUAUUUUGAUUUGUUUAACACUUUUUUGGUUACUACAUGAUUCCAUAUGUUAUUUCAUAGUUUUGAUGUCUUCACUAUUAUUCUACAAUGUAGAAAAUAGUCUUGAAGGAAAAUAAUACAAAUAAAGAAAAACCCUUGAAUGAGUAGGUGUGUCAACUUUUGACUGGUACUGAUAUAUAUAUAUAUAUAUAUAUAUAUAUAUAUAUAUAUAUAAAAUUUAGCUAUGGAAGGGUUUUCACAUGGCUGAAGGUAUCUAUGUAAACUGUUGGUCUUGAAUCUUGCAUGUAAUCAAAGCACAAACACGAAUAAGAUGGCGAAUAUCCUUGGCUGCUAUUGCCAGUUAGCUAGCCAACUAACAUUAGCGGUAACGUUAGCUAGCUACAAGCCAACAAGGCUCUAAUGUUAGCUGUUUGUUGACAAUGUCCCACACUCUUCCACAAAGCACAGCUAGCUAACUAAGUAAAGUUCAUAGUCAACACCAAACUUUGGGAAACUGCCACGCUGCUAAUGUAUAAUACAUGCAAUGGUCAUUGCUCAUCUAACGUUAGCUAACGUUACUCCAUACACUAGUCAAUAUGUCUUGCUUACCAAUGUAGCUAGCUAAUGUUCCAGCCCUUACCUUAUGCAUUGAUUCAGUAUACUCCCUCUGUCAAUGCAAUUUUCUUAUUGUCAUUAUAAUCCACAUUUUGCGCUGACUGAUUAUAAGUGUCAAGUUACUUUUCAAUGUAUUCCCUAAAACCUGAAGUUGCCAUCCAAGUAAAAAGUAGCCAGGGGGUGCGGGUGCAACCCAGGUUAAACAACACCAACAUCAUUGCUUGCUUGCGUGACCUUUGCGCAGUCAAAAGAAGACGCCAUGCUUGCUAACUUGGUUAGCUAUGUGACUGUUUUCAACACAACUGUUUUUAGCCUCUCUUUUUGUAUACCAAGCAAGAGAAAUAAAUUUUCAAUCAGUACUGAGUAAAUGAACAACAAAAACAGUGUGCAACAAAAGCUUCCUGUCAUCACCACUGUCCAUUUUUUAAUAGUUUCAAGAUAAGCUAUGAACCCUAUCAUGAACACGUUAACGUCACCGAGAUCUGAAGGUCCUGGGUUUGCCUCUUGGAGGAGACAUUUUGACCAUUUCUCUUUCGUGUAUAGUUUUGACACCCCCCUCCCAACACACACACACACACACACACACCGGCGCACGCACGGUCUGUGCUUAUUUUCACUUAUUAGGUGGCUCUUUUUAAAAGAGCAUCGUUGAGUGGCAAUAGACGGGGAGUGUGUGUGUGUGUGUGUGUGUGCGCGUGUCUUGCUACUACGCGUGUCUUGCUACUACAGAGGAGAGAACGGUGGAGACCAACAGUUUGAGACCGUUUGAAUCUCAAGCAACCUGCCUACACAUUGUUUGAAGUAAAAUAGACCAACAUAGCUGCUGUAGUGGGUCAAAGCUGUGUGCUGGAAAACCUUGGUAGAGUAUGGGUUGAGUAGGCAUUGUGGUGCUCAUGUGAAUUUCCUUUUUUCGGCUUCAGAGCAAUGCCUGACUAAACACAUAUGUACAAAAAGGAAAAAUACCAAACGCAUGCCCAAACUAAAGACUCAUAAACAAACGAAAAGCCUCAUGGCCAUUAAACAAACCCGCAGCGUCAAGGCUUGUAAGCUGGGACACUAACUGACAAUCACCCUAAUUGGCAACACCUAAAGUGCUUAUUAACCAGGCUCAACAUCUGGACAAGGUUGUUGCUGCCACCUGGGGGAAUGGAGUGUGGUAAUGAGCUGUAGUGUGCCGGUUACCUAACCUAUUCCAAUACACAAUGAAACAAUUUUCUUAAAAGGAGUUGUAUCUGGCCGGACAUUUUGGCUCAAUGAUACCAGAAUGGAUAGGGUAAGAGAUCAAUGGAUAGAACAAGGGUGCCGUCAUUGGUGCCUAUUCAAAAAAGCUGAUCAAAUGAAGUGGAUGUUCAUCAAAUCUGUCAUUAUUUAUGUGUUCAAAGAGGCCCACAGUGUGGUUAAAAUCCUAUUUGGAUAUAUUUGGCAGUUUUCACUCCAUAAUAUUUAGAAUUUGUAAUUUUCUGGUUUAGAAAAAGUGACUGCUAAAUGCUAACUCCCGUUCAGAUAAGCUGGUAGCAUAGCUAUCCAUAUAGAAAUCAGUGGUGGAAAGACCCAUGAGGCGGCGCACAAUUGGCCCAGCGUCGUCCGUGUUAGGGGAGGGUUUGGCCGGCCGGGAUGUCCUUGUCCCAUCGCGCUCUAGCCACUCCUUGUGGCGGGCCGGGCACAUGCACACUGACUUCGGUCGCUAGCUGUACGGUGUUUCCUCUGACACAUUGGUGCGGCUGGCUUCCGGGUUUAGCGAGCAGUGUGUCAAGAAACAGUGUGGCUUGCCGGAGUUGUGUUUUGGAGGAUGCAUGGGUCAAGGACCUUGGCAUCUCCCGAGUCCAUAGGGAGUUGCAGUGAUGGGACAAGACUGUAACUACCAAUUGGAUAUCAAAUUGGGGAGAAAAGGGGGUAAAAAAAUAAAUGGAUAAAAUAUACUUAAGUAUCAAAAGUUAAAGUGUAAAUAAUUUCAAAUUCCUUACAUUAAGCAAUUUUCUUUUUUAAAUUUAUGGAUAGCCAGGGGCACACUUCAACAUAAUUUACAAACAAAACGUGUGUUUAGUGAGUCUGCCAGAUCAGAGGCAGAAGGGAUGACCAGGGAUGUUCUCUUGAUAAGUGCAUGAAUUGAACCAUUUUCCUGUCCUGCUAAGCAUUCAACAUGUAACGAAUACUUUUGGGUGUCAGGGAAAGUGUAUGGUGUAAAAAGUACAUUAUUUUCUUUAGGAAUGUAGUGCUGUAAAAGUUGUCAAAUACCCCAAGAAACUACUUAAGUAGGACUUUAAAGUAUUUUACACCACUGUAAAUCAGUGGUGGUAUUUGAAGUUGUUUUUGGGUGUAAUGCAGUUGAUUGGUGACGAUGACAUGAACAUGUAUUGGGGUUGACAUUGGCGCUCUGCUUCCCGAGCCCAACGGACCCCGACAUUAUACAUCAGAUUAGGGCCGGGUAGGGCCUGUUCAAGUCGCUCUGGAUAAGAGAGUCUGCUAAAUGACUAAAAUGUAAAUAUAACUAGGGCACGGGCAGAGCUCGGGUAUCACUAAAUUGACUAACAUUUUGUAGCCGAGCCAUUUGCUCGUGCUUUACUGCGGAUUAUAGUCAUAUCUGAUUUAAGAUCCCAACAUGGUGCCAGAAGUGCUUCAACCUUAUCAAAUAUAAGACAGGAGAGAUUAUUUCACAGAGAAUGUUCCUUGAUGUUUGUCAGAGUUUAGAGUGACAAAGUAGCUAACAGCUAACUGCUCUCAUGUCUCUUCAUUGAGCAGAGCAGCCCAAGCGGAGCCGUUGGUAUGGCGACUGAGACAUCCAUACACGCAUUAUACUCCGAUUUGUACCCCAACAUAAUGUGAAGUACACAUAUAAACACUGGGGAUGGGAGUUGCCAGGGACCUCAUAUAUUAUUACGAUACUUAGAUGCCGAUCUGUAUUGCGACUCUCACGAUUCUAUAUGUAUUGCGAUUUGAUGUUCCAAACAUAUUGCUCACUAUGUCCGCUGCAGAGAGAUGAAAGCGCAUAAGAAAAUUAGUUUUGAUCAGUCAUGGAAAUAAAAGUGCUGAAAACAUGUUGGCUGCCUAUUUAAAAAGAUGGAGAACAAGCUAUAGGAUGAAAAAUACCGGUGUAUUGGCGCAGGCACAACCGACUAGCACUAGCUAACGCUACCUAGCAAAAGGAGUCAAAGUUUCGGUAUAAUAUUGUUCAAAAUAAUAUUGAGAUAUGCAAGUAUCGAUUGUAUAACAAACCCAAAAACAAUAGCCUAAAUGCAUAUUUUGAUGGCCGGCAUUGAGGAGAUUUUGGAUCUAUCCCCCAAGGGAGGACGCGCGCAUGACAUUUCCAUGAUGUUUCCAUGACGUGUCCAUUGUUUUGUUCGAACUCUUACUUGAUCUAGGUGGUUUGAGUGGUUGAAACCGACCUGUCUUGUUUCUGCAGUAAAAGAAUGCGUGAAUAACCUGAGCCACGAGGAUGACGAGGAGAAGCUGAUGGCGUCACUGUGGGGAGCCGAGAGGUGUCUACGGGUGUUGGAGAGCGUGAGUACACACACUAAUAUCUUGGACAACACUUCUGACCACCAGAAGGCUGAAUUCCUAAUCGGGGUCAGGAGCCCCGCUCAUCGCACUUCCUAGAUAUUAUUUAAUGUCAGUUAUAAAGUAUCAAUGGGAAACAUUGAUCUUAGUAACAGCUGCUCAUGCCUCCUAAGCCUACAGUUGUGCUCGGUUUCACCCUCAGCCCGAGUACAGAGUGUAGGUUUAGAUUGCAGGUUUGCUGGGGUUAGAUUAGUGUAUGUGUGCUGACCUCGGCACUAAGCCUGCGCUUAUUGAUCAACUCAGUCAGUGAAUCCAGUGGGAGUCUCCUAGAGGGGCUCUGUGAGCAGUUAUGUGUUCACUUGAUUUGAGAUUAAGUGUGGUAUUCCAUGUAUAAUUCUGUUGUUGCUCUGUGCAGGUAACUGUUCACAACCCAGAGAACCAGGGUUACCUGAUCGCUUAUAAGGACUCUCAGCUUAUCUGCUCUUCAGCCAAGUAAGUGGCCUGUAUGGACACACACACACACACACACACACACACACACUGUGUGUUGUGCAUUAAGCUCCAGACUGUGUAUUGCAUAUAGCACCUGUAUCGUCAGACAAGCGUCUCAUUGAGAGGUUGCGUGGUCAACCUGUUCCCAACAUAGUGGCCCUGGUCAAAAGUUGUGCACUAUAUAAGGAAUAGGGUGCCAUUUUGGAUGCACACCAUAUAGUGGAUCACAAACGCCCACAGAAUUCACAUAAGUCUUCUUUGGCUACAGAAAUGCACCUGACUCUUCACCGACACUACGUUGUAUUACAAGGGUAAUUCAUGUACAAAAGUGUCUAUAUUCAGCUCUAUGAGAAACGUCUGUUUUCAUUAUGCUGUGUGUGUUCCAGUUUCCACGUUUUGACAUUGUCAAUCACAGCAUUCCCCCCUCGCCCUACUCCUAUGCCUGUCUGUAAAGCAAACUCCACCACGUCUCCAUCUCCCUUUCAAUAUCAACCCCCCCCCACCCCCCCCCUCGUAAGGUUCAGCCACCGCCCAAUCGUUCCAGUGCCCCACCCCCCUCCGCCCCUCAUCCCGCCACAGCCACUUAUCUGUUCAAAGUCUUCCGUCUUUAUAACUGAAUUAGCCCUGUCCCAGGCAGGGUGCGUUGCCUGCAGCCGGGGCCCUGGCCUCCCUUGAUCUGGUUCCUAACCCCUGCCUCACCCGUGGUUAAUACCCUUGCACCCCCAGCCAGGAGGCCUCUCCGACUGGGUCAACAAAGAGCCGCUCUCACAUUGCACACAGCGGCAUCACUAGCCGCAUUCAGCCGGCCGCGCUAAUUCAAUUACGGGGGGAGAAAUCAGAGGGGUCGAGCCACACAGCAGCACACAGCAGCUCAGAGGCCCUCAUUAACAGCCCCCCCUCCCCCUAAUAUAAUAAAUGAACUCUGCCUCUGCUCUUCUCUCUGCCUUAACGGAUGAUCCCCCAUUAUUUCAAAUCUCAUUAUUUUGUAUAUUUUGCAUGAAGCUGUUUUGCUGCUAGUUAGCCAUGCUGCAGGCGUGCGCGUCUGUUGCUAACCUUUUUAUGGUUAAAUUCACCCUCCGUUCUCUCCCGCUUCGCACUGCCCUUUAAAAUGUAUUGUCGUAGAUGCUGUCUGCCUAAUGGUGUAGGCGUAUGUUAAAAAAUAUAUAUACCCCAAACAAUACUGAGCUAUAUUGUAGGCUCCAAAAAAUUGGGAAAAUAUAUUAUUUUAGACUAAUACAAUUGCUCAGAUAAAAAUAUAAUACAACAUUUUUUAUAAUGGAGUCGAAUGUUUUAAGUAUUUGAUGCCAUAUUCCUAGCAUGCAAUGAAUAUAUCAAGCUUGUGACUCUACAAACUUGUUGGAUGCGUUUGCAGUUCAUUUUAGUUGUUUCACAUUAUUUUGUGCCCAAUCGAAAUGAAUGAUAAAUAAUAUAUUGUCUCUUUUAUUGUAAAUAGGAAUAUAAUGUUUCUAAACAACUUCUACAUUCAUGUGGAUGCUACCAUGGUUACAGAUAAGUUAGAGGGUCAAAGAUACCCCCAAGACAUGCUAACCCUCCCCUUGUAAUGGUGAGAGGUUAGCAUGUCUUGGGGGUAUGGUCUUUGACCCUCUUAACUUUCUCACUCGUCAUUAUUCACAAAUCAUUCAGGAUUAUCUGUAAUCAUGGUAGCAUCCACAUUAAUGUAGAGUUGUUUAUAGAAACAUUAUUAUAUUCUUAAUUGCAAUAAAAGUGACUCCAAAAUUACACAUUAUUUACCAUUCAUUUCUAUUGGGCACAAAAUAAUCUGAAACACAACCAAAACAAACUGAAAAUGCAUCCAAGAAGUUUGUAGAGUCACAUACUUGAUGUAGUCAUUGCGUGCUAGGAAUAUGGCAUCGAAUACUAAACUUUUGACUACUUUAUUUAGACGAAUAUUUAGGGGUGUCUAAUUUUGACCUCUGCCUUUAAUUUUUUUUCUCUCAAAAUUCUCUUUCUCUGAGCAAUUGUAUUAGUAUACAAUAAUAUAAUUUCCCCUUUUUUGAGCAUAGAUCAGUAUUUGGAAUUAUUUAUUUUACACAGUCAUUAUGGCUCAUCUUUAUCAAGGGUGUCAAUAAUUUAAGAACCCACUGUAUUAUGUAAAGAGACACAAUGGAAACGUGUGUUAUUGCUUUCAAAUAAUUUCAUACCAGUUUUUCAUUUGUUUACAAGCACUACCUUUUUCCACGUUGGCUGAAUAAUACAAAAACCCAAUAGGAAAAAUUGUUGCCCUGAAUACUUUUUAAUGCUUGUUUGCCAGACGCACUCUGCCGUUGUGGUAGUGUUUAAUUCAGUAUGAAGUCCCUCGAGAGCCGGCUUCCAGACCCUUUCAGUCCAUUCUGUCAGCCAAACAAUCCUCCCAUCAAGUAUUAAGGCUAUUAUCUCCCAGCACAACAUCAGCAUUCUAAAAGUUCAAUGCUGAAAUAUGAGAAUCCUCAAACUUGAAUAGACAUAAGGGGCCUUAAAUGGAAAUGAGCUAUAUAGCUGACUACCUCUGGUUCAGUACUGAUGUUAUGUUUGCUUGUUCCUUGGUAUAUAAACUAAUGUAUAACCAAUUUUUCCCUGUGUGUUGUUGACAGGGCCCUGUGGCACUGUGAGGAGAUGAUCCAGCGCUACAGCCGGGAGACGGGAGUGAACAGCGCCUUGUGUUCGGCGGGCACCGCCCUGCCCUACGCCAGCCACAGCAACGUGGGCAAGGCCGUGGAGGACUGCAUGAGGGCCAUCAUCGGCGUGCUGCUUAACCUAACCCACGACAAUGGUGAGAGAGACACGCACUUCAAUAUAGACGCACACACACUCCGUGGCCAAAUGGCCUCUCACACAGUAUCAUCUGGACACAGAAUGAGCAGAGCGUGCCACUGCAGUGGACAGAAAAUGAUUAUGGUUAUUUGAGGACAUUAGCAUACCUACACUAUCUUGGGCACUGGGCGGCACUCACCGCUCAUUCAUAGAAGUGUGUUAAUGGUUUUAAUAUGACACCUAAACAAAUUAGUCUUCCAAAAAAUGUGUUAUGCACAUACAGUGCAUUCAGAAAGUAUUCAGACCCCUUGACUUUUUCCACAUUUUGUUACGUUACAGCCUUAUUCUAAAAUGGAUUAAAUUGUUUUUUCCCCCCCCUCAUCAAUCUGCACACAAUACCCUAUAAUGACAAAGCAAACAGGUUUUUAGACAUUUUUGCAAAUGUAUUAAAAAUAUAAACGGAAAUAUUUACAUAAGCAUUCAGACCCUUUACUCCGUACUUUGUUGGAGCACAUUUGGCAGCGAUUACAGCCUCGAGUCUUCUUGGGUAUGACGCUACAAGCUUGGUAUACCUUUAUAUGGGAAGUUUCCUCCCAUUAUUCUCUGCAGAUCCUCUCAAGCUCUGUCAGGUUAGAUGGGGAGUGUCGCUGCACAGCUAUUUUCAGGUCUCUCCAGAGAUGUUCGAUCGGGUUCAAGUCCAGGCUCUGGCUGGGCCACUCAAGGACAUUCAGAAACUUGUCCCGAAGCCACUUCCUGCGUUGUCUUGGCUGUGUGCUUAGGGUCAUUGUCAUGUUGGAAGGUGAACCUUACAUUUGACAUUUUAGUCAUUUAGCAGACUCUCUUAUCCAGAGCAUCUUACAGUUAGUGAGUGCAUACAUUUUCAUACUGGCCCUCCAUGGGAAACGAACCCACAACCCUGGCGUUGCAAGCGCCAUGCUCUACCAACUGAGCUACAGGGGACUACCUUCGCCCCAGUCUGAGGUCCUGAGCACUCUGAAGCAGGUUUUCAUCAAGGAUCUCUAUGUACUUUGCUCCGUUCAUCUUUCCCUCAAUCCUGACUAGUCUCACAGUCCCUGCCGCUGAAAAACAUCCCCACAGCAUGAUGCUACCACCACCAUGCUUCAGCUUAGGGAUGGUGCCUGGUUUCCUCCAGACGUGACACUUGGCAUUCAGGCCAAAUAAUUCAAUCUUGGUUUCAUCAGACCAGAUAAUCUUGUUUCUCAUGGUCUGAGAGUCCUUUAGGUGCCUUUUGGCAAACUCCAAGUGGGCUGUCAUGUGCCUUUUACUGAGGAGUGGCUUCCGUCUGGCCACUUUACCAAAAAGGCCUGAUUGGUGGAGUGCUGCAGAGAUGGUUGUCCUUCUGGAAGGUUCUCCCAUCUCCACAGAAUAAAUCUGGAGCUCUGUCAGAGUGACCAUCGGGUUCUUGGUCACCUCCCUGUUCGAGGCCCUUCUCCCCCGAUUGCUCAGUUUGGCCGGGCGGCCAGCUCUAGGAAGAGUCUUGGUGGUUUCAAACUCCUUCCAUUUAAGAAUGAUGGAGGCCACUGUGUUCUUGGGGACCUUCAAUGCUGCAGAAAUUUUUUGGUACCCUUCCCCAGAUCUGUGCCUCGACACAAUUCUGUCUCUGAGCUCUACGGACAAUUCCUUCGACGUCAUGGCUUGGUUUUGGCGCUGACAUGCACUGUCAACUGUGGGACCUUAUAUAGACAGGUUUUGUGCCUUUCCAAAUCAUAUCCAAUCAAUUGAAUUUACCACAGGUGGACUCCAAUCAUGUUGUAGAAACAUAAUAAUAAUAAUAAUAAUAAUAUACCAUUUAGCAGACGCUUUUAUCCAAAGCGACUAACAGUCAUGUGUGCAUACAUUUUUACGUAUGGGUGGUCCCGGGGAUCGAACACACUACCCUGGCGUUACAAGCGCCAUGCUCUACCAAUUGAGCUACAGAGGACCACGGAUAAUCAAUGGAAACAGGAUGAUCAAUGGAAACAGGAUGCACCUGAGCUCAAUUUCGAGUCUCAUAACAAAGGGUCUGAAUACUUAUGUAAAUAAGGUAUUUCAGUUUUUUUAUUUUGAAUAAAUGUGCAGACAUUUCUAAAAACCUGUUUUUGCUUUGUCAUUAUGGGGUAUUGUGUGUAGAUUGAGGGAAACAUUUUAUUUAAUCCAUUUUAGAAUAAGGCUGUAACGUAACAAAAUGUGGUUAAGGGGAAGGGGUCUGAAUACUUUCUGAAUGCACUGUAAUGGUUGAGGUCCCAUAGUGACUGUGUUCUACCCCCUGUGUGUGGCUGUAGAGUGGGGAAGCACGAAGACCGGUGAGCAGGAGGAUAUGAUGAUGACAUCGUUGAACUGUGUGCUCCGGGUCCCACAGUACCUUCCUCAGGAGAGAAGGUUCGACAUCCGCGUACUGGUGAGUGUCAUCAUUAUCCUAGUAUCAAGUGGAAUCCAUGGCUUUGGUUAGAUAGGAUUCCAGGGCACCAUAUUUAUAAAGUGUCUUCGGAGUAGGAGAUCUAGGAGCAGGUUUCCCCUGUCCAUAUAAUUGUAUUAAUUGUGAUCUAAAAAGGCAAAACUGAUCCUAGAUCGACACUGAAAACGCUGAGAUGCUUUGACUUCCUUGAGUUUUCAUGUUAUGUUUGGGCCCCAGUUCUAUUGUGUGAAUCUUAACCACUCUGACAGGCAUUGUCAGCAUUCCUCUGUGAAGAACUUGCUCAAAUAUGUUUAAAUUGACUUAGUUGAUAGAUUAGGGUACUUUGAAUCUAGGGGACUAUAUUGGACGGCGUAUGUGUGUAUGUCCAUUUUCAUGUGUGGUUGUCUCUGCGUCCCAAAUGGCAACCAUAUUCCCUUUUAAAGGGGCAACCGGCAGUUGAAACAAUAACAAAGCCUGUUCCCUAUUUUGGUAAAAAGCUGAGGGAUGGGGCUGUAGAAAUGGAACAACUAUCAAAUUCUGAGCUAAGGAUACAAGGACUUGACCAUCCAUGAUAUCAAAAUUAUAGUUUUAGGCUUGAAAGUGUUUGAAAACAAAGUAAAUGUAAACAAACAUUGGGGUAAAACAAGCUUUUAAUUUGGGUUCUGAUGGUGAUACGACAGUUAAACUAAUAAGCUCAUGAGGUGUUAAGAAGUUAAAUUCUUCAAGAAUCAAUGGGCACAUCAGUCAUUUAUAAGUCAACAAAUGUAUUUAGCAACUGCAGAUUCCCCCUUUUAAAGUGCACUGCUUUUGACCAGGGCCCACACGCCCUAUAUAGGGAAUAGGGUGUCAUUUGGGACUCAACUUGUGUGCGCAGGGUCUGGGUCUUGAUGACAGUACUCUGAGUGUGUGUGUGUGUAGGAGUGUGUAUUUCUCCGGUCUGAAGUGUGAUGGUUCUCCAGGGUCUGGGUCUGCUGAUCAACCUGGUGGAGUACAGUGCCAGGAACCGCUACUGCCUGGUAGAGAUGGCGAUGGAUGGAGGAGCUCCCUUCAACUCUGUCCUGGUGGCUGACAAAGAGGACCUCAAGACGGAAGGAUCGCUCACCGCCAUUGCUGCCCUGGUGCAGGUGGGUUAGAGAGUGGGUGUGAAGAGUGUAUGGGUGAGUGUGAAGAGUGGGUGUGUGUGAAUGGUGUAUGUGUGGGUGUGAAGGGGGUGUGUGUGUUCAUAGGUUGUAUAGAGACCUCGUACACUUCAAAGAGCAAUAAUACGAUCUCAUAGAUAUGGAAUAAUAUAUAGUAUUAUUGGAAUUAUUUAUAUACAGUCAUGUGAAAAAGUAAGUACACCCCCAGGAAAGUGGUAUUUAAAAAAAAAUGUAUAUUUGAACACAUGGAUAUUUGAGCUAAAUUCCCACCACAUUCAUUGAUAAAGUUAACCCAAUUUAACAAAUCACACAAAAAAAAAAUAACUUUGAAAAUGUUAUGCAAUUAAAAUAAACAAGAAUGCCUUUUCCUUAUGCGGGAAACAGGUGCAAAUGAUUAGAAAAUAAUAAACUUAGGAGGGUCCAGCCUUCCAUAAAGAUUAGAAACUUUGUCUGGUUUGGUCUGAACCAUAUGGGUGUGUGGUAACACAUCAUGCCAAGAUUAAAAUACCUACCCGAGGCCCUCAGAAGAAAGAUUAUUGAUGCCCAUGAGUCUGGGAGGGGUUACAAAUCAAUUUCCAAGCAAUUCGAAGUACAUCAUUCCACUCUCCGACGGCUCAUCUACAAAUUGAGAAAAUUCCAGACCACUGGCAAUCUACCUAGGACAGGUCGUCCCAUCAAAUUCAGCCCGAGAGCUGACUGAAAGAUGCUCCUAGAAUUCUCUAAGAACCCCAGGGUAACAUCAAAGGAUCUACAGGCCCCUUUUGCCACAAUCAAUGUCGAAGUGCAUGAGUCAACUGUCAGAGACUGCACAAACUUGGCCUACAUGGGAGGUCAGGAAGGAAGAAGCCUCUACUCUCAAAAAAGAAUAUCAAGACACGACUGACGUUUGCCAGACAACACCUGGCUAAAGACCAAAACUACUGGAACAAUGUGCUCUGGACAGAUGAGUCAAAGGUGGAGUUGUUUGGUCGCAAUGCCAGACGCCAUGUUUUUCGAAAACGAAACACUGCCUUUGAACAGAAGAACCUUAUACCAACUGUAAAGCAUGGAGGCGGUGAUAUUAUGGUUUGGGGCUGCUUUACUGCCUCAGGGCCUGGUCAACUUGCCAUCAUUGAGUCAACCAUGAAUUCUAUAUUGUACCAGAUAAUUCUUGAGGAGAAUGUGAGGCCAUCUGUCAAAAAGCUGAAGCUGAACCGAACAUGGGUCUUGCAACAGGACAAUGAUCCGAAACACAAAAUCAAAGCUACAACAGAAUGGCUCAAAAAUAAGAAAUGGAGGGUUAUGGAAUGGCCGAGUCAAAGCCCAGAUCUCAGUCCUAUCGAAAUGCUGUGGGGGGACUUGAAGCGGGCCGUGCACGCAAGAAAGUGCACGCAAGAAAUCCUUCGAACAUGACACAGUUGAAGCAGUACUGUAAAGAAGAGUGGGCAAAAAUUCCUCCCAGUCAGUGUAAUAGACUGAUAGACAGUUACAAGAAACAUCUACAUUAAGUUAUUUCAGCCAAAGGGGGCAACACAAGCUAUUGAUGCGAGGGGUGUACUUGUUUUUCCGCACUAUGGAAUUUCAUUUCUGUUGAUUUUUGAUGAAUAAAUGAUUGCAAAGUAUAAUCUUUCAGUGUCAUUUGUUAAAUUAGGUUACCUUUCUGUCAAUAGUGUUGAAGUGAAGAUUACAUAUCCAUCUGUCCAAAUAUGUAAAAAAAAAAAAGAAAAGAAAAAAAGACUUCCAGGGGGUGUACUCAUAUGACUGUGUGUGUAUAUAUUUUUUAUUUAUUUAACCUUUACUUAACUAGGCAAGUCAGUUAAGAACAAAUUCUUAUUUACAAUGACGGCCUACCCCGGCCAAACCCGGAUGAUGCUGGGCCAGUUGUGCGCCGCCCUAUGGGACUCCCAAUCACGGGCGGAUUGUGAUGCAGCCUGCAAUCGAGCCAGGGUCUAUAGUGACGCUUCUAGUAGUGACGCCUCAAGCACUGAGAUGCAGUUCCUUAGACCGCUGCGCCACUCGGGAGAUGUGUGUGUGUGUGUGUGUGUGUGUGUAUAUAUAUAUAUAUAUAUAUAUAUAUAUAUAUAUAUAUACACACACACACACACAGUGAGGGGAAAAAAGUAUUUGAUCCCCUGCUGAUUUUGUACGUUUGCCCACUGACAAAGACAUGAUCAGUCUAUCAUUUUAAUGGUAGGUUUAUUUGAACAGUGAGAGACAGAAUAACAACAAAAACAUCCAGAAAAACGCAUGUCAAAAAUGUUAUUUCCCUCAUUAAAAUGCAAAUACAUUUAUAAGUAUUUCACCCCUUCUGCAAAACAUGACUUAGUACUUGGUGGCAAAACCCUUGUUGGCAAUCACAGAGGUCAGACGUUUCUUGUAGUUGGCCACAAGGUUUGCACACAUCUCAGGAGGGAUUUUGUCCCACUCCUCUUUGCAGAUCUUCUCCAAGUCAUUAAGGUUUCGAGGCUGACGUUUGGCAACUCCAACCUUCAGCUCCCUCCACAGAUUUUCUAUGGGAUUAAGGUCUGGAGACUGGCUAGGCCACUCCAGGACCUUAAUGUGCUUCUUCUUGAGCCACUCCUUUGUUGCCUUGGCCGUGUGUUUUGGGUCAAUGUCAUGCUGGAAUACCCAUCCACAACCCAUUUUCAAUGCCCUGGCUGAGGGAAGGAGGUUCUCACCCAAGAUUUGACGGUACAUGGCCCCGUCCAUCGUCCCUUUGAUGCGGUAAAGUUGUCCUGUCCCCUUAGCAGAAACACACCCCCAAAGCAUAAUGUUUCCACCUCCAUGUUUGACGGUGGGGAUGGUGUUCUUGGGGUCAUAGGCAGCAUUCCUCCUCCUCUAAACACGGCGAGUUGAGUUGAUGCCAAAGAGCUCGAUUUUGGUCUCAUCUGACCACAACACUUUCACCCAGUUCUCCUCUGAAUCAUUCAGAUGUUCAUUGGCAAACUUCAGAUGGGCCUGUAUAUGUGCUUUCUUGAGCAGGGGGAUCUUGCGGGCACUGCAGGAUUUCAGUCCUUCACGGCGUAGUGUUUUACCAAUUGUUUCUUGGUGACUAUGGUCCCAGCUGCCUUGAGAUCAUUGACAAGAUCCUCCCGUGUAGUUCUGGGCUGAUUCCUCACCGUUCUCAUGAUCAUUGCAACUCCACGAGGUGAGAUCUUGCAUGGAGCCCCAGGCCGAGGGAGAUUGACAGUUAUUUUGUGUUUCUUCCAUUUGCGAAUAAUCGCACCAACUGUUGUCACCUUCUCGCCAAGCUGCUUGGCGAUGGUCUUGUAGCCCAUUCCAGCCUUGUGUAGGUCUACAAUCUUGUCCCUGACAUCCUUGGAGAGCUCUUUGGUCUUGGCCAUGGUGGAGAGUUUGGAAUCUGAUUGAUUGAUUGCUUCUGUGGACAGGUGUCUUUUUUACAGGUAACAAGCUGAGAUUAGGAGCACUCCCUUUAAGAGUGUGCUCCUAAUCUCAGCUCGUUACCUGUAUAAAAGACACCUGGGAGCCAGAAAUCUUUCUGAUUGAGAGGGGGUCAAAUACUUUUCUGGAUUUUUUUCAAAUAAACCUAACAUUAAAAUUAUAGACUGAUCAUGUCUUUGUCAGUGGGCAAACGUACAAAAUCAGCAGGGGAUCAAAUAUUUUUUCCCUCACUGUGUAUAUAUAUAUACACACACACACACACACACACACACACACACACACACACACACAGUCAAAAGUUUGGACACCUACUCAUUCCAGGCUUUUUCUUUAUCUUUACUAUUUUCUACAUUGUAGAAUAAUAGAGAAGACAUCAAAACUAUGAAAUAACACAUGGAAUCAUGUAGUAACCAAAAAAGUGUUAAACAAAUCAAAAUAUGUUAUAUUUCAAAUUAGCCACCCUUUGCCUUGAUGACAGCUUUGCACACUCUUGGCAUUCACACGUGAAGGUCAGUCAAUCCGGAAAAGUGCAGUCGCAAAAACCAUCAAGCGCUAUGAUGAAAGGAAAGGAAGACCCAGAGUUACCUCUGCUGCGGAGGAUAAGUUAAUUAGAGUUACCAGCCCAAAUAAAUGCUUCACAGAGUUCAAGUAACAGACACAUCUCAACAUCAACUGUUCAGAGGAGACUGCGUGAAUCAGGCCUUCAUGGUCGAAUUGCUGCAAAGAAACCACCAACUAAAGGACACCAAUAAGAAGAAGAGACUUGCUUGGGCCAAGAAACACGAGCAAUGGACAUUCGACCUGUGGAAAUCUGUCCUUUGGUCUGAUGAGUCCAAAUUUGAGAUUUUUGGUUCCAACUGCUGUGUCUUUGUGAGAUGCAGAGUAGGUGAACGGAUGAUCUCCACAUGUGUGGGUUCCCACCGUGAAGCAUGGAGGAGGAGUGUUAUCGUGUGGGGGUGCUUUGCUAGUGACACUGUCUGUGAUUUAUUUAGAAUUCAAGGCACACUUAACAAGCAUGGCUCCCACAGCAUUCUGCAGCAAUACACCAUACCAUCUGGUUUGCACCUAGUGGGACUAUCAUUUGUUUUUCAACAGGAUAAUGGCCCAACACACCUCCAGACUUUAAGGGCUAUUUGACCAAGAAGGAGAGUGAUGGAGUGCUGCAUCAGAUGACCUGGCCUCCACCAUCACCCGACCUCAACCCAAUUGAGAUGGUUUGGGAUGAGUUGGACCGCAGAGUGAAGGAAAAGCAGCCAACAAGUGCUCAGCAUAUGUGGGAACUCCUUCAAGACUGUUGGAAAAGCAUUCCAGGUGAAGCUGGUUGAGAGAAUGCCAAGAGUGUGCCAAGCUGUCAUCAAGGCAAAGGGUGGCUGCUUUGAAGAAUCUCAAAUAUAAAAUAUAUUUCGAUUUGUUUAUCACUUUUUUUUGGUUACUACAUGAUUCCAUAUGUGUUAUUUCAUAGUUUUGAUGGCUUCACUAUUAUUCUACAAUGUUGAAAAUAGUAAAAAUAAAGAAAAACCCUAGUAGGUGUUCUAAAACUUUUGACUUGUAGUGUACAUGUACAUAUUACCUCAACUACCUCGUACCCCUGCACAUUGACUCUGUACUGGUACUCCUUGUAUAUAGCCUCGUUAUUGUAAUUUUGUGUUACUAUUUCCUUAUUUUUUUGUGUGCAACAUUCUUACUUUUUAACUCUGCAUUGUUGGAAAAUGGUCGCAAGUAAGCAUUUAACUGUCAAGUCUACACCUGUUGUAUUCGGCGCAAUUGACAAGUAAAAAUUGAUUGGAUUGUUUUAAUGGAUGAACUGAUCACUGAUUCCAUGCAAAUGCAACCCUUUCUGACCCGUACGUGUUCGUGCCCUCAGCUCUUCCUCCAGCGGGAGCAAGCGGCCAUAGCGGCGGAGGCCGAGACGGAUGACUUCAUCAACGACGUGCCCAAGCCCAAGCUGGACCAGAGCGGCGAGUGGCAGGAGUCGGGUGGCGAGAUCCAAUGGGUGGCCUCGGAGAACAAUAACGCCAACGCCAUCAGCGAGAAGGAGAAGGCCAAGAAGGAGGAGGAGGAGGAGGAAAUAGACCUUACCAAAGGUAAUGACCUACCUGGUUAAAUAAAGCCUAAACAAAGCUAACAGAGUCUAAUGUAAUAGAUGCAUAAUGGCGACUAGGUAACUCUGAAAAUAGAUUAAGAAGAACCCAUGUUUUGGAUUAUAGGUUAGGAGCUGAAUUGGUUAUUCUAUGAAUAUUUUGCCGACUGACACUUUCUCCUCCUCCCUCCAUCCCUUCCUCCUGCAGCUCUUCAGCAUGCUGGAAAGCACAUGGAGGACAGCAUCGUGGCCUCUUACACUGCACUGCUACUGGGCUGUCUCUGUCAGGGGAGUCCGGUAAGGACGCACCCUGACACUCGCACUGCAGGCUCUGACUGGCAUGGCUGCCCUACAUAAUCAAAUCAAAUGUUAUUUAAAUUGCAGUUAAAAGUGGAACACAUUUUACUGGAAAUAAUUAGAAUGAUAAAAACACAAGCAAUAGGCAAUAAGAGAUGAAUAAAGGAACGUAAAUCAUUUCUAUAAUUACAGUCAAAUCAUUGAUCCCUUCUCUACACAACACUGUCUAACCCUGAACCGAUGCAGCCCUUCAUGUUGAAGCAAUGAGACGAGGCCACAUCACAUAAUGGGUCCCCUAGUUUGGCCUUGUUCACUAGACACGCAGACUUUACAUGACAUUUUGGCCAUUUAUCCAGAGGUAGGUAAGACUAACGAAUCCAUUGUGUACGGACACACAUAGCCAGUGCUGAGUUGGCGCCAUUAUGUAUGUCUGACUAGGCUGUUGUUUUCCAAUGUACCCAACGUGCACUUCAAAUACCCACAUCACCAUUUAAACAGACUCGUCUGCGACGCCUCGUUCGAACAUUGGUAAUAAACAUCCGUCAUCUGUCAUUUUUAAACCUCUCUCAGGGACCAUCAAUGGUUGCCUUCAAAAUUGCCGUCUUAAAAGUUUCACGGCCGACUAUCGAAAGGAAAAUAAAAGCUGUGAUAAUGUUUUUCCGCCUUUAAUGGCCAUUUCUUUUUUGAAGAUGUUAUUAGCGAUCCAAUGAUGCCUUGAGAGCUUAGUGCAUCUCUAGUAAUGGACUUUCUCUAACUGAGUAUCCCAAUGGGCAGUUAGGUUGUGAUUGAUGUGCCAUGGACGUUAUCUCUGAUAAACCUGUACCAGUCCCAGGCUGUAGCUUUAAUCUGGACAGGGCUCUCUGUUCUAUCUCGUAAAUGUCACGCCUCAGACUUUAGACAAGACUUUUGUCUUAAAACAAAAUGGCUGUGGCCUGGCUGGUCUAGCGGUCUAAGCCACUUCGUGCCUGUAAAACACGUACUGCUGCCAGAAUGGGUUCAAAUCCGGCUCGUUCUUUCAGCGCUCUCUCUCUCCAACUUUAAAUCGCUACCUCUGUCCUCUAAUAAGAACAAAAACAUAUAUCAAACAUAAAAUCAAAACAAAAAAACUGGUUGGCUUCACUACAAGGACUGGACAAGUUCCAAUGAAUGAAUUCCGAAGUUUUAGCCUAAACUAACUGAAUACUGCUUUUAAGAGAGGGAACACCAGAGAGAUGGACGGCUGAGUGUACUUGAAAGCAGUGGACCGGCCAUCCUAGCGCCUCUGACCACAGAACAUCGGACAUCAUUUAAUUUUCCCGAUGAUUCUACAUUUUCGAUCACCACCGUUAGUCGACACCCAGCGUGUGAUCUACUGCGCACGGCCAACCUUGGUUAUGGUGGUUACGGUUCUGGUGCGUCUUCCCUCGAAGAGAUGAUUUGAACAUAAUGGGGAUUCGUUUUAUCACUAUAAUUACUGUUCACUGACAUUCUACAGCUGCCUGUUGUGGUUUAUGUCAUCAGAGAUUGGACAUGUGAGUAGAACUAACAAAGGUUUCAGUUCUGAUUCAUAGUCUUCUCUUUCAGAUGAAUGUGACUACUGUGAGGGAAAGCCUGCCCAAAGGAGAUUUCUCAAUAAUGACAGAAAUGCUCAAGAAGUUCCUCAAUUUCAUGAAUCUUACAGUAAGUUCUCUCACAUUUAAAACAUAAAAGGUCUGUUUUUAAAGGUCUUUAUUGUGGCUUCUUUAUUGUGUCAUUGAGCUUGUACAGGCUAAUGAGUAGUAUCCCUGUCUGGUUCCUGUAGCCUUAUGUCUAAAUAGGGAUGUUGUGUGGAGAAUGCUUCAAUGUGUGUGGUAACUGACCUCUGCUCCCUCCCUCUCACCCACCCUCCCUCUCUCCAUAGUGUGAUGUGGGCACCGCAGGGCAGAAGUCCAUCUCUCGGGUCAUUGACUAUCUGGAGCACUGUUAG
This is a messenger RNA of Coregonus sp. 'balchen', 41244 nucleotides long. The record is from the annotation of a GenBank genome assembly. NCBI's taxonomy places the organism in Eukaryota, Metazoa, Chordata, Actinopteri, Salmoniformes, Salmonidae.